UCUUUAGAUCCAAUUGCUCCGGUUUACGAUUCAUGGCAAUUGUCCAUAUCUGUUCUUUCACAACAUCCAUUAUUUUAAUAGUUAUCUACAGAGAGAUAACCUGUUUAUAGCAGGGAUUUGACUGCUAACUGGCCUGACCUCGUUGAUGUCAUCGCCCUACCUCCUGGAUGUCCAUUUGUGAGGCAUUACCACAACACUUAGUGGCAGCUACCGACUAUAUGGGUUUUGGGAAAGCAUUUGAAAAAGAGCAAGACGAUAUAGGGAAAUAAUUCUCAGCACAGUUAACGCCAAUUGGCUAAAAUGGGUCACAACGAAGAUCCCCCAACCUCGGCGCAACACGACAUGUCGCCUCGAUCGACGUUCGAGGUUGCACAGCAGGCAAUUGAGUUUGCCAAACAGGCCGAGAAACUCUCACACCAGCGAAUGGAAGAUGGCUCUGCAGCGGUAGCUGUGCAGGCAGAUUUUGUCACGCCGCAGGAUCCCGUUAUAGUCACAUCGGAUGGAAACAGGCUGCCAGGCGUGCCGUUGCAUGAAGCACAUAGGCUCAACGUGCUGCGCGAAGAACUGCAAGGACAGCCAGCAGAGGUAGAGAUUAAGAAGGGAAGCGAAGUUCAAGCAAAUGUCUCAAAUCCGGCUGUGCACCACCACAACAGGGAGGGCGGCCGGAAGACUUUACAGCUACCCGAGGCCCAAAAAGAUCAGAAUAAUGGACAGUCUUGGCAACAGGCAUCACAAGGAACGUUGAGACAUGCCAUGCCUCCAUCACAUACGCAUCCCCUAUUUCCGCCCCUACCGCUAUACGGACCGCCGUCGUUGCUACGCAAUAUCCAGUGCUGGUUUUUCAGGUCUACGUCAUUUGUGCUGAGCAUGGAGUUUCUUGGUGUAAUUGUACUCGGCUCGCUGUUCACAAGCAUUCCGAAUUACUGCAAGGCAAUGUUUCUGCCUGGUCAGGAGAAAAAGCGGCCCUUUUAUGAGCAGGAGCGCCAAAACGCAGCCAUCAGAGAAGAGAAGGAAAAAGACUGGGACCCGACGGGUAUCCAGAGGCGCUUGGAUGUCGAAAACGAAAGCAUAGUGGAUGAAUAUCCACCGACUGAGGGCGGCAAAGACCCAAUCAUCUGCGAUGUUGGUUACUAUGCGCGCAGAGUUGGCCUUGACGUGGAGACUUUCAAAGUCGAGACUGAGGAUGGAUUCAUCAUUGAACUCUGGCACGUCUAUGAUCCUAGAGAGCAUAUACCUUUGGAUGAGGCAAGCAGAGAGAAGCUUGGGCCGACCGUCUUCCAGGAGCCAACCCAACGACUGGGAAAUUCGGGCAAGAAACGAAAGUUCCCCGUGCUGCUGAUGCACGGCUUGCUGCAGAGCUCAGGGGCAUAUUGUUGCAACGAUGACCAGAGUCUGGCAUUUUGGCUCUGUAAAUCAGGAUUCGAUGUUUGGCUGGGUAACAACCGGUGCGGCUUCAAGCCCAAGCACGUACUGCUCGAGUACAGCGACCCACGGAUGUGGUGCUGGAACAUUCGACAGAUGGGCGUCUUUGACCUACCGGCGCUUGUAUCGCGUGUCCUGCACGAGACGGGAUUCAAAAAACUCGGCCUCAUCUGCCAUUCACAGGGAACAACUCAGACGUUGGUGGCCUUAGCAAAGGAGCAGCGACCUGAUUUGGGUGAGAAGCUGACCGUAUUCUGCGCUCUGGCCCCUGCGGCAUAUGCUGGACCGCUCAUUGGCAAGAUGUACUUCAAGUUCAUGCGCAUAAUCUCACCCGGCAUGUUCAGGCUCAUGUUUGGGAUCCAUGCCUUCAUCCCCCUGAUGAUGCAGAUGCACGCGCUGCUGGAUGCACGGCUGUACGGAUGGCUGGGUUACAAGGUCUUCUCGUUCCUCUUUGACUGGACUGAUGAAAGAUGGGAUCGAGGCCUGCGCAACCGCAUGUUUCAGUUUGCGCCUGUGUAUGUAAGUGCCGAGUCGAUGAGGUGGUGGCUCGGCCGCGAAUGCUUUGCCAGACACAAGUGCAUCCUGGCGACGAGAGACGUGCUGCGGGAUGAAGAAAGUCAAGAUGAAAGCGGCAGCAAUGAAGAUGAGUCCGAAACCAGCAACGAAAGGCACCAAUCCGGAGAUCAGGCUCACAAGACCAAGCAGCGGCGCCACAUCAAAGGCUCCACGGCAUGGUACAAUCACCAGGUGCCUCCAUUUGCGCUGUGGGUUUGCGGCGAUGAUCAUCUGGUAGACGGGCAGAGGCUUCUUAAGCGUUUCGAGGCAGGCCGCGAGCCGCACGUCAAGGUGGUGCACAGCAAAGUGAUUCCCGAGUACCAGCACCUGGAUGUCAUCUGGGCAAUGGAUGCGCCAUCCCAGGUAUUUCGAGAAAUUCGCGAGGUGCUGUGGAAGACGUGCGACGUCAGGGACAUUUGCAGGAUUCCAGAGGGCUGCGAUAUGGUGCCACAGUGGGAACCAGCCGAGGCUGUGGCGACCGGGGCGAGCGAAUAGGGGAUCAUGGAUAUACGGCAGUUUUCUCCUUGUUGUUAGCUUGUACUUGUACUCGUAUGCGAAUGCGAACCAAAAAGCUCGGAGUCUAGGGUGGAUGCCACUUGUUGUUACCAUAGAUGUGGAGUUAUAGAUGGAGUCAAUUCAAGACAAGAGAGCAUCUUUGCCUUUGUCGG
Messenger RNA from Trichoderma virens Gv29-8, 2645 nucleotides. RefSeq lists its product as uncharacterized. Lineage: Eukaryota; Fungi; Ascomycota; Sordariomycetes; Hypocreales; Hypocreaceae. Bases 301 to 2472 code for a protein of 723 amino acids. The record is from RefSeq and is a predicted model, not a curated record. The transcript has a single exon. Gene Ontology annotation, biological process: lipid metabolic process.